CAUUGACCCACUCCUCUGAGAAGAUCAAGCGCAGUUUCCUUGAUGCCAAUGAAACGAGAAACAGACGGGCUUCUUCAGUGAAAUUCAACCAAAGUCUCUCUCUUAUUAAAGGAGAAAAAAUGAUAAUGCCCGAGUGAAGGCUGCUAUGGCGCUAAGGAGCAAUUUUUCACGCUCAAUCUCGGUCAGCCCCAGCUGUUAUGAAUCCCAGCACCUCCUCAGCUUGCUGUGCAGACCAGCCCUCUGCAGAUGACCAUAUGGACGACUGGCUUUUCCUCUCCUCUGACUCUGCUGGGCCUCAGUGCCUUGAAGUGAGCAGGGAGGACCGAGAGACAGAGGACAGAGGCAAACUCAAAUCCAAAUUGGUCUCAGCAUGGAACAGUGUCAAAUAUGGCUGGUCCUUGAAGCAGAAAUCCCACUUCAGCAAGAGCUCUCCUGUCAUCAUGCUUGGAAAUUCCUAUGAGCUCAAGGAUCAAGGUGAGAGAGAGAGCUUCCGUCGCUCCUUUGCAUCUCUCAUGUGGUUGACGUACAGACGGGGUUUCCCUCAGCUGGGGAGCUGCUCUCUGACCACUGACAGCGGCUGGGGUUGUGUUCUACGCACGGGGCAGAUGCUGUUGGCACAAGGCCUGCUCCUACACCUGAUGCCACAAGGUUGGACUUGGUCUGUGAGCCACCAUGUGGUCAAAGAUGACAUGGAUCUACCAGAGAUUCGCCCCACAGCCGGUGCAGAGCAUGGACACAACCUAAAAGAAGGGCCCCGUAAGAGGGGUCGAAAACUGAGCUUGGGUUCCCUCCUGGAUAGACGCAUGGAGUCCACACACAGAAGGGUGGUGUCAUGGUUUGCAGACCAUCCCACAGCCCCUUUUGGGAUACAUCAGCUGGUGGAGUUGGGCAAAAGCUCAGGGAAGAAGGCUGGGGACUGGUACGGCCCUUCGAUUGUGGCACACAUCCUACGGAAAGCUGUGGCAGCAUCAGUGGACCUCCCCAAUCUGGCUGUGUAUGUUGCACAAGAUUGCACCAUCUACAUAGAGGAUGUGAAGAGGUUGUGUGAGCAGCCUCUCCCUGGGAGCUCUGCUGCAACCAGUCAGCCCUGGAAGUCCAUCAUCCUCCUGGUUCCUGUGCGACUUGGAGGACAUGAUCUCAAUCCUGCCUACAUAGCUUGUGUCAAAAAACUCUUGAAGUUACAAUGCUGCAUUGGCAUCAUUGGGGGCAAACCAAAGCACUCUUUGUUCUUCGUUGGCUUCCAAGAUGACCAUCUGUUGUACUUGGACCCUCACUACUGUCAGCCCACAGUGGAUAUAACAAAGGAGAACUUUCCCUUGGUGUCGUUUCACUGUAAAUAUCCCAGGAAAAUGUCUUUCUCUCGCAUGGACCCCAGCUGCACCAUAGGAUUCUACGCUAAAGGCCAAAAGGACUUUGAAUCGCUGCGCAGAGUUGUUAACGAGGCUGUCUCCACAUCCGCAGAGACGUACCCCAUGUUUAUAUUUGCUGAAGGACAUAGUCAGGAGGAGGAGGGAAGCAAUACACCCACCAACAAAUUUACCUACAUCCAGAGGAAGAAUGAGCGGAAGAGAGUCGACACUUGCAACAGCUUGGACGAGUUUGUUCUAUUAUGAACGGAGAUCAAAUCUGCCCUGAGGAUGCAGUGCAGUGAUCAUUGAUUACAUGCAAAUAUGACAGUUACAUUGUGUGGCAACUACUGAGCAGAGGAACAAUGUCCUCAAGCAGUAACCUUAAGGGACUCCUUGUUAAAUGAAGUAGUCAUGUAUCUUUAGGCCAAUGACAUUACUCAUCAUUUUACCACUGUUUGUGCAAACUUGUAUUUUUAUUUAUUGUUUUAGAGGAUAAUGUCUAAAUUAAUAUUAUUCAGUUGAAGAACAAAUCCAGAAUGUCAUAUUUUCACUUUUCAAGUGAAUCAAAAUAGAAAAAGAAUAACACAUUUUUCCUACAGGCACACUGUUGGUAAGUGUUACUAUGAGAUACACAGCCUCUCACUGUUUGAUGUCAUGUGGCAGGAUGUGCUUUCUUUGAAUAGAUUAGAAAAUUGGAUUCUAAACAUGAACGGGACGCACACGUGAAACACUGAAAGAGCAAUUUAGUGGAGAAGUAGCUGGUUAAGUGUAGUCAUGUUAUGAAUGUACUCUUGAAGGAAAAAGACACAAUUCACUGAAAACAAUCUCCUGAGCUGUUUUUACUCUGCUACUUUUUAUCUGAAUAAACUGUUUAAGAACGAGAAAGGAACUUUUUCUUUGAUUACAGAAUUAUGUUUGUAAUUCUGUAAUCAUAAAAAGAUAUGUGUUUGACUAUGCAUAGUGUUUUAGGGACUGUAUGAUAAUCAUUGGGAGGGGAACAAUAUUUUUUUUUAAUUUGUAAAAAACAAGACCUUCUGUCUUAUGAAUAUUUCCUUUGGACACUGUAGAGGGUUUGCAAAACUGCAAUACCUUCCACCCAAUAUCUCGAAAUAAUAUAAUUAUUGCAAAGUGAAAAUACAGCCAUUAUCUAUUUUGAACAAAAAGCUGGCUAAACAGUUAGGCCUAUUACAGCCACCAAAUGGGGGGGAAAAAAUCUGUGAUGAGAAAAAGUUAAAAUACUCUCCCAAAUAAUAAAGCCUUUUCUGAUCCCUGACACCCCUAGUAAUUUGUGUACAGUCCCUUGCAUAUAUUACCCUAUAGUCUCAGAACUGUACAGUACAAAUGGACAUGGUACUAGAGUUCAGGCAGUACAAGUCGCGUACAGAAUCUCUGCUCCUGCUUUGUCAUGUUUCCCUGUACCUGAUAACCCUAGAGGGGGUCUGAAUCAGUCUGCCAGGGUCUUACUGCGUCCUUCAGUUCCUCAUGGGGAACCCCUUCCUGAUGCCUCAGCUUUCAGGCCCAUACUGCUCUGCCUUCUCCCAGAACAGCUGGAGGAAAAA
Messenger RNA from Thunnus maccoyii (southern bluefin tuna), 2908 nucleotides. Its product is annotated as cysteine protease ATG4D-like. Lineage: Eukaryota; Metazoa; Chordata; Actinopteri; Scombriformes; Scombridae. The transcript is spliced from 11 exons. Gene Ontology annotation, molecular function: protein-phosphatidylethanolamide deconjugating activity. The record is from RefSeq and is a predicted model, not a curated record. Bases 198 to 1613 code for a protein of 471 amino acids.